CUCAUUCCUGGAUUCGCAUCUUCCAACCCCCUCGUACACCCAUACCCAGUGUCCCCCGACCAUGACACCUGCUGCCCUCACAUCAGCUCAGAAGUACCGAUGAACCCAUCGUAGCAUCCACACAAUGACUCUCUUCAUUUGACCUCUGCCUUGACCCUGGUCCCACAAUAGUUGCCAGACCAGAUCUUCUACUCUCACCGGCUGAUCAGGCCCAAAGGCACAAGUGAAGCUUUCGCCUUCAGCACAAAGCGCAGCGAGAUGCCUCCACCCAACUUCACCGUGGGCUCACAGCCCGUUCAGCCUGUUCAUGUCCCCAAGGCCACCCAGGCGAGGCUGAAGGAUGCUCUUGCACGCAUCCGCUCCGUCCUCUUGGCGCAGGGCCCGACCAAAGCCCAAGCUUCUGCGGACAAGGCAAUCGAAGCUCUGAUCAACGACCCCAACGUCACACCGGCGGAAUUCGCUGGCAUGGAAGCUCAGCAGCUCAAAUCACAAGUCUCACAAAAGUUCAACAGCGAUCUGCUGUCACUCUGGGAUGAGAUGGAUCAGGAAGAUUCUGCUAAACAGGCCACUCUUGUGGGCUACAUCUCCGAGCUCGCACCGCUGAUAGGUUCCGUUCCCAUUGUGACCGAAUGGUUCGACAUCCUCCUCCGCCCGAUCUUGAAAGACCCUCGGGUCAGCGACCACCUGGCAGACCAAGCCCGUGGGCUAGUCAUCAUGGCCGCCCUUGCGACUCCCAGCUCCGCAUACAAAGAUGAACCACCUCCCACUCCUCUAUGGCCCAAUACUUCAGAUAACGCUCUGAGCCGCGUGAUUGGAGGUGCACCUUAUCCCAGAGCUACCACAGAGUCCUUGCCCUCGGACUCGGCGCAACGUGGUCGAUCAGGACCGCCCGGGGAAAAGCCUCGUUCUGGUGCCGCCGGCGGACCUGGCAGUCGAAAGGCUGGUGGUCAAGCUGUGGAUAUGCAUCGUCGAUUCACACAGAGGCUCUUUGAUUUGUAUACUCAAGAGGCAUCUGCACCUCUGCGACAAGAGGACGACGAAGGAGACAGACUUGAUGUCCUCGAUCAGCUUCAGGCGUCGACAGCUAGUCUGACCCCAGCUGAUGGUCCUUCUCCCUCCACCAAGGUGCAAGUCACCAAACAAGCCCAGCCCUAUCUGCUCCAGGCGGUGGCUUCAGACGACGCCAAGCCAGUCGAUAUAGCGGGAACAACCUGGAAGGGGAACCUCGAAGCCAUCAUCAUCACCUUUGGUCAAGACCGUCCCACUGAGUUCUUCCACCACCUCUCGGCAUCAUUCGAAGAGCCGCUCCACCGGAUCCCCAUUCUGCUCCUUCUCACCAUCUUCGUACGAUUGAACAGCAUUCACGCAUAUCAUAUCACCAAGACAUCUCUGCUCAGCAAUAUUGCUUUGUCUCUACAAUUGGAUACAUCAACAAUGCUGGUCUCGCUUUGCAUCACAUCGCUCAUCAUGCUGAUUCCGCAUAUGCCGGACUGGAUUGCUUCAGGAGGGGCUGGAGGGGUGCCUGCCUUGCUAGCUAUUUUCGCUCGCAUCGUCGACUGGCGCAAACUCGGACCGGGCUGGGAACACCGCGUGGGCAGCGGGGAAGAGAUGGAGAGUCUGAGGAUGCAAUUCGACGAGGAACACGAAGAAGUGGGACGACUGAGCAAGCGGUUGCAGCCUCGCGCGGACGUCGACUGGAAAAGGCUAGAAUCGUCAGUUGACUCUGAGACGGCAACGGCUCCGGACGCUGUUCGCUUCUUCACCAUCAUAUACGGUAUCUUCCCCUGCAACACACUCCGAUUCCUGCGCGGUCCCAUCGACUACCUGAGAAAGAGUCAGUAUCAAUCGCCCCUUGAUGCUGUCUGGGAGGAUCUCAUCCACGAGCCAGAGUUGCAGAAGAGGAGUGAAGUCGCAUUGAGGAGACACGCACUUCACCCCUCCUUGGUCAGCUCGAAUGCUGAAUUGGAGCUUACCAAGAAGGAGAGGUGGGAGCAGCACGACGCUGCAGACAUCACCGCCGAAUGCAUCGGACUGUCAGUAGAAAGCUGGCAGACAGUGUCUUGGGACAGGCAGCAAACAGAGAGUCUGGCCAGGCCCACGACGACAGACCAAGCAUAUGCCGCCCUCUCACGUCGCUCGUCUAAUGCUGCCUCUUUGCCUCGCUACAGCAAGAUGCUUGAGCCCUCUCUGGACGCCAAAGACCACAUGAAUCUGACUGAAGGCACAGCAGCGCCAAUGGAAGAUGUCCUCAACGGAUAUACUGAUCUUCGGUGGGGACAGACAUUCAGACGACUCAGUCUUGCUAGCGCGGCAAGUGUGUCUCCUGGACCAACCCCUACGUCACGUAUGCCUCGUUCGGCGACCCUACAGGCGCUGACAUCCAACAUAGCAGCUGAGCACGGCUCUGGUGCUCUCUCGGCAGGACCCUCCAGCCCUGUGCUUGGGCGGACCGGCCCCAGCCCCCUCUCGCGCCCUGUCUCGCCCACUGCAGGGGAACUAAUGACACCCGCGGCGACUCCGAACCAGUCUACUUCUUCUUCUCAAAGUGGUCGGGGUCGCGCCCCCAACAUGGCGACAACCACGAGCCCACCUUCGACAGCUACGGCCGCAUCGAUUCCUAUCCACGCUGCUUUCUCUUCUGAUUUCCGACCGCAAGUGCGGUCCGUCUCUGGUAGACCAGCGACUUCACUCACCGGCAACGCUAGCUUCGCCCUCGACCAAUCUCCCUCCAGUAUGAGCAGCCCGACCUUCUCAUCGCGGCCUCACGCUGGGGCUGGUACCUCUGCUGCGCUGAGCAGUAUCACCGUCUCCCCGUCACGCCCGGUACGCGGAAGGGCUCACCUAGGACGAAGCGAUCGAGCCACUAUGAAGGAAGUCAGUACCCACUCGGGUGCCUACACAGUGGUCAAAUACUUGCAAAGAGAAAACCUUCUACUCCGAGGAGAGCUCAAUUUCGAGCUGUACCUCAAGGACCAACAUCUUCGACACAUCGGCCGCCUCCUCUCGAAUCGUAUCAAGGCUUCCAGCUCCGAAGCUCAACGUCAGAACCUCAUUCGGAUGGUGAAGUCUCUGCGGACACAGCUUUCUGCGCUUGACGUCCAGAUGACGCGGCAGAAGAAUGAGGCCCACAUGACCAAGAGUCGACAUGCGCAAUGGGAGAGCGAACUGCAAAGCAAGCUCAAAGCCUUCAGAGACGAGAGGAGGAACUGGACGAGCGAGUCUCGUGAGCUGAAAGCUGAGCUCGAAGCUCUCAAGGCCAACCACGAAGCCCAGACUCGUCAAUUGAACGAGGCGUCCGCCGAAUUGUUUGAGCUCAAAACCCAGAUGGACUCUAUUGCGCCAAAGGUCAUCAAGGUCAAGGAAUACGAGGAAAAGAAUGCUCAUCUGACGCAUUGCUUGACUUUGUGGGACCAGGACGUCAAAAGAUUCGAAGAGCAGCACAGGGAGAUGGAGGUCUUUCUAGGACAAUGGCGAGAGAUGGAAAUGCUGCUUGACGCCAGCGAUGAAGAACGACGCCAUCUCGAAACGGCUUUGGAAAAGAGCAGACUCUCCCUCGAGAAAGCGGAGAGGGAGAAGAAGCAGAUGGCAAAGCAAGCUCUAUCGGGAGGAGGUGACAACAAGAGCAUAGGGGCGUUGCCACCAGGCCAAACCGGCGAGCCCUCUGCUGGUUCGUCACAAGACGAGUCGUCUGUGUCCACUGCCGCGCCCGAUGGCGAUGGCGAGAAUACCAGAGAGGUACAGAAUCGUCUUGAGCAAUUGGAGGCGGAGGUGCUCGCGCUGAGAGCUCGAGCGGAAGAAGCAGAAGCCGAGUUGGGACGCACCAGAAUCGCUGCCCUCGCAGAGCGACGCUCUCCGCACCUUGACACGAUCUCGACCAAGGAUGCAAGUCUCAAAAGCUUGCGAGAGCUACAGGAGCUGCUCUUCUCUCCAGAGCCUUCCUCUGCCGGUGCAGCGUCCAGCCUGCCCAACAGCGUCGGCACGGAAGGCAGCGGUAUCGAUGACUCACCUCAGCCUUUCAGCUUAGGGAGCCCACAUCUAGCAGUGGCCGAGGCUGGGGCAGCCUCGGCAAGUCUGGGGCAAGUGAUCCAGGAGGCCGAGGCUCUGGAGGCGGAGCGCGAGGCUAGACGGGCGGAGGGGAAGCAGGAGCAUGAAGAGAGGGUCGAAGACGCACGAGAGGCUGUCCCUGAGUCGCCACUCGAGCGCAACAGCACUGAUUAGUUGAUCUGCAACACCACCAUGACUCUCACGUCAACCUUUAAUGUUCAUUAUCAGCAUUGCACACAGCAUCAGGAGGACCUUGAGGAUGUCUCGAUGGGCCAUCGCUCGCCCACGCCUCACUUUCGCUUCAUCUUCCUGUCCUUGACUUGUGGCCCGCUUUUACCCCUCACGGCGCUCGUGUCUCUAGUGGAGAGGAGCUCCCAGCAUCUCUUCAUACCCGUACCUAUGCUCGCUGCUUCCACCUCUUCAGCCGUACACCAUUUCCGCUUCGCCUUGCUGACCAAAGCUGCUUCAAUACGUCCCUCAUCCUCAU
Molecule: messenger RNA, 4531 nt
Organism: Microstroma glucosiphilum
Lineage: Eukaryota; Fungi; Basidiomycota; Exobasidiomycetes; Microstromatales; Microstromataceae
Exons: 1
Coding region: 259-4218 (1319 amino acids)
Biological process (GO): regulation of cell cycle; negative regulation of TOR signaling
Cellular component (GO): TSC1-TSC2 complex
Source: RefSeq, a predicted model, not a curated record